AUGGGUAGAUUACGACGAUCGCGAGUACAUAAGAGCAUAAGAGAUCAAUAUAGAAAGUAUAGAACUCGUAAUUAUGCAAAAGAUAUUGAUCAAAUACAUGAAGAAUUGAAGAAAUUAGACGAAAAUGAAGCUGUUAUGAGUCAAGAAUUAGAUGAAGACCUGCCUGGCGGAGGGCAAUUUCAUUGUGUAGAAUGCGCUCGCCAUUUUAUAUCGGCUGAGGCCUUGGGGGAACAUAAGCGCGGGAAGAACCACAAGAAACGUGUGAAACUGCUCAAAGAGCAGCCUUAUACUCAAGCAGAAGCGGAAGCAGCAGUUGGAUAUACUACUGAGAAUGCUCGGAUAAAACUCAUGGAAGACGUUAUGUAG
Messenger RNA from Paraglomus occultum, 366 nucleotides. Lineage: Eukaryota; Fungi; Glomeromycota; Glomeromycetes; Paraglomerales; Paraglomeraceae. The record is from the annotation of a GenBank genome assembly.